This is a messenger RNA of Alligator mississippiensis (American alligator), 4858 nucleotides long. RefSeq names its product kelch like family member 20 (gene KLHL20). Gene Ontology annotation, molecular function: protein binding. NCBI's taxonomy places the organism in Eukaryota, Metazoa, Chordata, Crocodylia, Alligatoridae. The record is from RefSeq and is a predicted model, not a curated record. The coding region runs from base 1350 to 3167 and encodes 605 amino acids. The transcript is spliced from 11 exons.
GGGCAUGUGUGCCUAUGUGUGUAUUCCAAGGUUUCAAUAACUGUAGAAUACAUGCAAUAUCUUCCUUAGGUUCCCUCUUCAGCUCCCACAAUCAGCCAGGGCCUCCUGAUUGUGGAAGUAACUGAGUAAGCCACCUUGCUAGCAGAAGGUGUAACCUUAACUAAAUCUGCCUUAGGGUGGAAACAAACAUCACCUUUGCUGCCAUAACAAUUUCAUAGCAGCACAAAGCAAAAGCAAAUAGAUGUUCAUACCCAGUGGGGCUGUGGUAAAAGGUAGUAACAGUUUGUGCUACUUUAUUGCAGCAGACAUCCAUUUGUUUUAUGGCAGGAGAAUGUUGGUAGCCGAGAGCUGCCUGUACUCUCCAGCUGCCAUAGGCAGGCGCUCUGAGAGCUUGAGGGGCCUGAUCCUGUGCACCUUGAAUUCCCUGGCAAAAGCAGGCCUCUCAAGCCCUGGGAGUACCUGCCUGGCACAGCUGAUCCAUUUCAUUUGGUGACAUCUAUUUCUACCCUUAUGUUUCAUAAUGUUCAAGGUAAUUGCAGGAACCUGGGAAAGCUGCUCCAGGGCCACAUUUAAGGUGACUUUGUGGUUAGAAAAAACCAGAUGCAUCUUCUGAAGCUCACCUUUGGGUAUAAAAUCCACUCUCCUCUCCCAAGAAGUAGUAGUCCAGACUUUUCUGUGUCAUGUUUAAUUUCAUCAGGGUCCCUUUUCCACUGAAGACAGCAACUGUUCCUGCUCAAAAAAUGCUUAGGCUGCAAGCCUACAUGGGAAACAUUGCCCAAAGUGGUGUUAAUGAGGCUCUUUUACUCAUGCGCUCUCCUUGGAGAUGGUUUAAAAACCCUGAAGCACAAUCCAGCCUCAUUGACUUGUUUGUUGAGAGCUAAAUUUUGUAUUGGGGGAUUUUGUCCCAGUUUGCAGUCCAUCUCCCCAGAGAUAGAAUACCUGCCCUCUGCUCUGAGCCCAUGGGCAUUCCUAAACUAGGAAUGCAAGUCAAUUAAUCUUUAUCUAAGCUUUCCAAGCUUUAUUCAAGCUUUCUAGCAUUUCUUUGUGGUAUUUCUGAGGUAAUCCACACUGGGGGAGAGUUUCCCAACAUUUUAUGUGGGGGAAAUAACAUUUUUUUAAAUGAUGAUAAAGCUGUGGAAUGGGCUAUAAAAGAGGAGAGUGGGUGCAGGGAAGGAGUUGAGAGUCAGUAUUGCAGCAGAGGGAUUUGUCAGAGGUGUCAGGAAGAGAGAACAGUGAAGGAUAUAAAAAGGCUAGAGUGGGGAAAAACAAGCUAUUUGAAGUGUACAGAGACUGAACAGGAGCAAGCAGCAAAACCCAGAGGGACCCUGCUGAAUCUGUGAAACCAAGAUAUGAGGAAAAGGUGUACCAGCACGCGACCAGGAGAGACCGGAAUGGACGUGACGAGCCGCUGCACACUCGGAGAUCCCAAUAAACUGCCUGAGGGGGUGCCACAACCUGCUCGUAUGCCCUACAUCUCGGACAAGCACCCUCGGCAAACCUUGGAGGUCAUCAACCUUCUGCGGAAGCACCGGGAAUUGUGCGACGUGGUAUUGGUGGUUGGUGCUAAAAAGAUCUAUGCCCACAGGGUGAUUCUGUCAGCCUGCAGCCCUUACUUCCGAGCCAUGUUCACUGGGGAGCUGGCUGAGAGUCGGCAGACAGAAGUAGUGAUUCGAGACAUUGACGAAAGGGCCAUGGAACUGCUGAUUGACUUUGCAUACACUUCCCAGAUCACAGUGGAAGAGGGCAAUGUCCAGACCUUGCUGCCAGCCGCUUGCCUCCUCCAGCUGGCUGAGAUCCAGGAAGCCUGCUGUGAGUUCUUAAAAAGACAGUUGGACCCUUCCAAUUGCCUGGGCAUCCGAGCAUUUGCUGACACUCACUCCUGCCGUGAGCUGCUGAGGAUUGCUGACAAGUUCACGCAACAUAACUUUCAGGAGGUGAUGGAGAGUGAGGAGUUCAUGCUGCUGCCAGCUAAUCAGCUCAUAGAUAUCAUAUCCAGUGAUGAGUUGAAUGUUCGCAGUGAGGAGCAGGUGUUCAAUGCUGUGAUGGCCUGGGUGAAAUACAGUAUUCAGGAGAGGCGACCUCAGCUUCCCCAGGUGCUGCAACAUGUCCGUCUGCCCCUGCUCAGUCCCAAGUUCCUUGUGGGUACAGUUGGCUCAGAUCCACUCAUUAAAAGUGAUGAAGAAUGCAGGGACCUUGUGGAUGAGGCCAAAAACUACCUACUGUUGCCCCAAGAGAGGCCACUAAUGCAGGGACCAAGAACUCGGCCGCGCAAACCCAUCCGCUGUGGAGAAGUGCUCUUUGCAGUGGGGGGUUGGUGCAGCGGGGAUGCAAUUUCCAGCGUGGAGCGCUAUGAUCCUCAAACCAAUGAGUGGCGGAUGGUGGCUUCCAUGAGCAAAAGACGUUGUGGAGUUGGAGUCAGCGUUCUGGAUGACCUUCUGUAUGCUGUGGGAGGCCAUGAUGGUUCUUCUUACCUUAACAGUGUAGAAAGAUAUGACCCGAAGACAAAUCAGUGGAGCAGUGAUGUAGCCCCCACCAGCACUUGCAGGACCAGCGUUGGUGUGGCAGUUCUUGGGGGCUAUCUGUAUGCUGUGGGUGGCCAGGAUGGUGUCUCUUGUCUCAACAUUGUGGAAAGGUAUGAUCCAAAAGAAAAUAAAUGGACUCGCGUAGCUUCCAUGAGUACCAGGCGCCUGGGAGUGGCAGUAGCUGUGUUAGGGGGCUUUCUUUAUGCAGUGGGAGGUUCUGAUGGGACAUCCCCUCUCAACACAGUGGAGCGUUACAAUCCCCAGGAGAAUCGCUGGCACACAAUAUCGCCUAUGGGAACCAGGAGGAAGCAUCUGGGCUGUGCAGUGUACCAGGACAUGAUCUAUGCUGUGGGAGGUCGAGACGACACCACGGAGCUCAGUAGUGCUGAGAGAUACAAUCCCAGAACCAAUCAGUGGUCUCCUGUGGUGGCUAUGACUUCACGUCGGAGUGGAGUUGGCCUUGCAGUAGUGAAUGGACAACUAAUGGCAGUAGGAGGUUUUGAUGGCACAACAUACUUGAAGACCAUUGAAGUGUUUGAUCCUGAUGCUAACACAUGGAGGCUGUAUGGUGGAAUGAACUACCGUCGGCUGGGAGGUGGCGUAGGCGUUAUCAAAAUGACACAUUGCGAAUCCCAUAUAUGGUAAGCAUCUAAUAGGAGGGAAAUACUUUGGUCCUCAUUCCUAAAUGAACUGAAGAAACUGGCUGACGCUGCGGCUCUCUAGAGCUCUAGGAAAAUAUAGAUUCAACUGAAUUCCUUGCUGGUGCCUCUCUUCUGUAGAAUUAUAAAAUGACUUCUUGUGAGAGUGCACCCAGUGGGAGAUCACAUUGUCAGACUCCAGGGAACCACCUGACUCAAACACAAGUGUUGCUUAUGUUCAUAUUUUUUUCUAAAUAGUCUCUACAUUUUUGAAUAAUACAAACUUUCAAAGUUAUUCUAGCAUAAGCAGUGAUCUGGAACUACAACCUGUGCUGGAAGUCUGGCAAAAAGGAAGAGACCCUGCUUUGUUGAACAGUGGAAAUGGCCUCUGUGUAGUGGGUGGAGAAAGAAAGUGAGACCGAAAAUCUUGCUUUUGCCUUAUUUAUGGAGAGCUUCAAAAAAGUACUUGAUCUGCAAGGUGCCACCUUUGCACAGAAGCUUUUCUGUGUGCAGAGUAUUUAUUUUUUCAGUUUGUAAUUAUUCAUGCAUUUUGUCUCGCUUGCAACAAAAAAAAUUCCCCUUCUUUUUUAUGUAUGUGAUUUGAAGCUGAUGGUUGGGGCAAAGCUGCAUCCUCUGAUACUUCUAGAUACUGCAAUUCUAAGUCACACCCACUAAAGCACAAAAACUGGGAAGAUUGGUGCCCUUGAGUGUCUUUUUUUUUUUUAAGUCUGUGGAUCUGAGAAACAGGACUGGAAUUCCCAUCUCUUUGCUGAAGUAUUGAAGCCCAUAAGGGCAACAAAAACGGGGGGGAAAGCUAAAUUCAAAAGGCACCUUUUUAUUUUCUUAGUGGUAUAAAGAUUAAGUAUCUGGCAUCUCCCCUGUAUUUGAAUUUAACACUAUGAAUUUAUGAACAAUAAUUACUGCUAGCUUCCAGAACUUUUUACCACACUGUUAGAAUCAGGCUUUGGUCUAAAGCUGGUAAAUGGGGACUAUUACAUUCUGGAUAGUCCAGAAAGGUACAGUUGGAAUCCCCUGACAUUAGCUACAGUUGCAGACUUGCAGCAGUUCUUGCUGCAAACUGUUGUGCUCAAAAUGCUAUCUGUAUACCUGUCUCUCUUCCAGUUCUUUAUACUUCUUACUGUGGAACACUAAGAUGAGAUCAAAUAGUACUUCUCCUCAGCAAAGGUUUUUAAUGCACUUCCCUUAUGGUGGUGUUAGAGCUGGAAAAGAUAUGAGGCCUAUGUACUAAAUUUUUUAAGGAGGUGGUGUCCAGUCAUGGUGUGAGUAAUGGGGUAUAGUGCAGAACUUUAAAGGAUUACCUACUAAUUAGAUCUAAAAGGGUAAGAGGGACAUUAAGUCUUUGCGAUUCCAAAGGCAGCGCAAACAUCUCAGUUCUUAUUUCACGGUUUGAUUCAUGCAACUCAGCAUUUUAAUGUGCUUGAAUAUAGAAAAAAAUAACACUCCAGUUAAAUGACUUAUUAAAUAAGACUUUUUUAAAAAAAGAAAAAGACAAAAACAAAGCUCCUUUUCCUCUAAAGGUUGGCAUUCUUGUGUUUACAUAUGAAGACCAUUUGCACCUUUACAAGGAAAAACACGUAUUCUGUAAACAAUUGUUUACAUGCAUCAUUUAUGCUUUUUUCUAGCAUGAUUAACUUGUAUAAAUAGUGUUACCUUAAUAAAAUUCUUUCAUGCGGUUCA